UGCAUUGUGGGAUAGCGAAUGAUCAGCGAUGGCGGCCAGACUAAAGCGUCUGAAACUUUUCGUGGUAACUUAUUUGCAUGUAACGUUCCUGUCUUUGCACGCGUUUACCGACGCGGCGGACGUGGCGUGGGAUGAAAACGGAUACAUCCUGUACUGUCCGUGCAUGGGUCGGUUCGGAAACCAAGUGGAUCAUUUCCUCGGAUCGCUGGCUUUUGCUAAAAUGCUGAACCGAACGCUCGCGGUUCCGCCGUGGAUUGUUUACCGGCAUCAUUCCCCGCCUUUUCAAAAUGUGCAUGUUCCCUACAGUGAGUAUUUCCAAUUGGAGCCAGUGAAGCAGUACCACCGUGUGGUGAGUCUGGAGGACUUCAUGGAGCACUUGGCUCCUAAGCACUGGCCCCCGGGUCAGAGAGUGGCCUACUGCUUCGAAUCUGCAGCUCAGAGGAGCGUAGACAAAAAGAGCUGUCCCAUGAAGGACGGAAAUCCUUUCGGCCCCUUUUGGGACCAUAUCGGAGUCGACUUUGAUGGCUCCGUUCUCUUCGGAGGACUGUCGUUCAGCUCGUACUAUCAGCCUCACUGGAUAAAAAGGUUUCCUCCGAAAGAGCAUCCAGUUCUCGCUCUUCCAGGAGCCCCCGCGCAGUUCCCCAUUCUAGAGGAGCACAUCGGACUGCAGGAGUAUGUGGUGUGGUCUGAAAAAAUGGUACAGGAAGGAGAAGACCACAUCAGAAGCCUGCUAAACAGACCCUACGUGGGAAUUCAUCUGAGAAUCGGCUCGGACUGGCAAAAUGCCUGCAAGCUUCUGAAGUCGGGUGAAACCGGUCCUCACUUCAUGGCAUCUCCGCAGUGUGUGGGAUACGAGCGCCAGACCGCCCUGCCGCUGACCAUGGACAUGUGUUUACCAGACCUGCCUGAGAUCCGCCGCGCCGUCAAGCUCUGGGUGAAGAUCACCAACGCUCAGUCCGUUUACAUCGCCACCGACUCCGAAUCACACGCCGCAGAGAUUCAGAGACUCUUCAGGGGCAAGGUGAAGGUGGUGAGCUUGCAGCCGGACACCGCUCAGAUCGACCUGUAUGUCCUCGGUCAGGCCGAUCACUUCAUCGGCAACUGCGUUUCGUCUUUCUCGGCCUUCGUUAAAAGGGAGAGAGACGUUCGCGGGAGACCCUCGUCGUUCUUUGGGAUGGACUACCUGGGAAAAGGAAAGGAAAGGAGGAGCUCUGAUAAAAAUGAAGAUGUUACGUUUUUUGUAACUGAAGGGUGGUUGAGGUUUUGCAUGUUUCAGGUGUCUGGGCAGAUUUUGGACAAGAACGUUUGGAUAGGGUUCACGUAAUCAAAUGAAGGGAGAGCAAGAUUUAGUACCUUGAUAGUUUCUCUGGAUGCUGCAUUUCUCCCACGAUGCACUACUACAUUUACUGUGAGCAACCGUGAUAUCAUUGGUAUUUUUGUACUGGAACGUUUGCAUUAUUUGAGGAUGUAAAAACCGCCCCCUGUGAGGGCAGAGUUAUUAUACUGGAGACGGGUCGAGCGUUAAUGGUUGGAAAUGUUUUUUUCCGCUCUUUAUAACUGCAGGCCAUUUAAGACCUCCAGAGGCAUCCAGAUGUGCAGUGCUCUAAUGAAUGCUGAAAAUGAACAUGUGUGUCACUAUUUAAAGAAUGUGUGUCACAGGCUUUCUAAUGUCUUAGUAAUGCAUGGUGACAUUGUUUUUGAAAGUCAGUGCGAAACCAAACUGCAGAAACGUUUUAUAAAUGUUUUAAGAUGUACUUAUUAUUAAUUUUGUACAACUUUAAAUGACAUUCCUCAAGUUAGUUUACAAAUAAAAAUAUAACAAGCAGUA
This is a messenger RNA of Puntigrus tetrazona (Sumatra barb), 1828 nucleotides long. Its product is annotated as GDP-fucose protein O-fucosyltransferase 1-like. Gene Ontology annotation, cellular component: endoplasmic reticulum. NCBI's taxonomy places the organism in Eukaryota, Metazoa, Chordata, Actinopteri, Cypriniformes, Cyprinidae. Gene Ontology annotation, molecular function: peptide-O-fucosyltransferase activity. The transcript has 7 exons. Gene Ontology annotation, biological process: protein O-linked glycosylation via fucose; Notch signaling pathway; regulation of Notch signaling pathway. The coding region runs from base 29 to 1324 and encodes 431 amino acids. The record is from RefSeq and is a predicted model, not a curated record.